AUGCUUCCGUUGGAGGAUGUACGCCACGUGGAAGGUGACACAGGGAUCGAGAUGAACGAGUCCGAUCUCUUCAGCUACCAUUCUGCCGGAUCCUUCUCUGAUCUGGAGUCGUUGCUCGAUAACUCUGCCGUCCUCGGGUGGAACGACUUGUUUGGCUCUACGACGAGUCUUCUUAUGCCUGUCAUACAUGACGAAACAUAUCACGAUUCGCUCGAAGUUUUAGCGAAUGUUGCUAGUCACCCACAUGGAUUCAAUGAUGGAGAUCAGUUUCCACGGCAUUCGUUCGAAGCCGAAUCAUCGCUGAGUGGACAAAGUAUGGGUACUUUCGCGGCAGUCACAAGCCCACAACCUCCUCCAUACACACAAACGGAAUUAAAUGGUGCCGAGGUGCUAGAAGAUGCAAAAGUACUUCUGAAGCACUUUCGAGAUGUCGUGAUUUCCCAGUUCGCGCCGCUGCCGAUGCACUCAAAGUCGCCAUGGGAGAUUCUCAAUUGGAGCAAUGCCGUACAUACUCUCGCCGAUAUAACGUUUCUCCAGAGUUCCAAUGUCAAACACGCAAACUUGGCUAACCUUUUCGCCAUUAUCGGUUGCUCUGCACACACCAUUACUAAGACACAGAACUAUCCUGGCGUUCUUUCGUACCAAAGAGGUACCCAGAUCCUGGAUUAUGCCUCACGGCAUGCUAAGAGCCACAUGCAGGAGUCUUUGAAAUCAGAAACAGCUGGUCCGGGAAAGUGCAAGUACAAAGACCAGCUAAUGGCUCUCUUCAGUCUCGUUGCGCUUGCGACGCUGAGCGGCAAUUCGGCCGACGCUAGAUGCUACAUCAUCGAUGCGGAGCGCCUGUUGAGAUUACGAGGACUGGCCAAGCGAGAUGUCUCUCGCAAAGCUCGAUUACUACACCACGUGUAUACCUGGCUCCGGAUCGUUGGUGAAAGCACUUUUAUGUUGCAUGACCUCACCAGCGCCGGUUUUCAGGAAAAGAUAGAAAGGAUGAUACAGAAAAGCACGGCAGUUUCUAGCGUUUCGUCGGCCUCGGAGCAGAACGCAGUGUUGGCAGAUGAACACCCUCAACUCGACGAUUUUCUUCGAGUGGAAACACACGGUCCAGAUAGCGAUCUCCACAUGGGAACAUCAAAAGACCAGGAGGCUGGUCUCCGAGAUAUUCACCUUUCGGAUCCUCGCGAAUGGCCAAAGACACUCUAUAUGGAUAUUUAUGGAAUUCCAGAGGACUGGCUCAGCCUGGUAUCGCAAACGACCAGAGUCGCCAACAUCAUUGACUUUCUCGAGCAAACGACCGAGCAAAUGCCGCGGGCCUUCACAGACUCUCUACAAAGGAAGACGACACGACUAGAGUACAUGAUAUGCUCUUUUUCCGCUAAGCACAGCGUUUUUGAGACUCCCGUGCCGUCAGAUAGCAAUAACGAGAUUACACCCAAUCAUUCGAUUUCCAGUCGAGCGAUGUUGAGAGCAAUGGGCUCAGCGUUAGUGAUAUUCUUCUAUCGGAGGAUUCGCAACGUUCAUCCUUUCAUCCUGCAGUCGCAUGUCAACGACGUCAUCACAGCACUACGGGACUUCGAUAUCGCCCAAGGUCCCACAAACAUGAUGUCUUUAGGUACGCCGUGGCCAGCUUUCAUCGCUGGAUGUGAAGCGCUGCCAACGUCUUCCCGGGAUUGGUUAAUGGGGUGGAUGGAGAAGGGUGCAAGUCGAUCUGCUUGUAAUGGCUUCACUGCCUCACAAAAGGUCAUGCGAGAGGUAUGGGAGCAACGUGACGUCGCGGGGGCCAUACAAAAUCCUGAGAGCGGCAUCUCCAAUAGAGGCAAAGUUUACUCCUGGGUUGAUGUGUUGCGAGAGGGUAAAUUUUGGCUGAUGCUAUACUAG
Alternaria postmessia is the source of this 1878-nucleotide messenger RNA. RefSeq lists its product as uncharacterized. The transcript has 2 exons. The record is from RefSeq and is a predicted model, not a curated record. Bases 1 to 1878 code for a protein of 625 amino acids. NCBI's taxonomy places the organism in Eukaryota, Fungi, Ascomycota, Dothideomycetes, Pleosporales, Pleosporaceae.